Molecule: messenger RNA, 4762 nt
Organism: Marmota monax (woodchuck)
Lineage: Eukaryota; Metazoa; Chordata; Mammalia; Rodentia; Sciuridae
Gene: Macir
Product: macrophage immunometabolism regulator
Exons: 3
Coding region: 2249-2872 (207 amino acids)
Biological process (GO): negative regulation of cytokine production involved in inflammatory response; negative regulation of fibroblast migration
Source: RefSeq, a predicted model, not a curated record
AAAGAAAAAAAAAAAAAAAGUUUGGAAAGCAAGAAUUAAACCUCACUUCCACUCUACUAAUUUAUUGGCCUAAAAUUCACCUUGCUUUUCUUAGUGCUAUUUUUAAUGAUUAGUGAGAUUUAUUUACCAAAAUUCAGAAUGGGUGUGUGGUGGCCUUCCUAUUGAUAACCUUAUCCUUUUUCAAUAACAGAUUUUUAAUUUUUUUCUUCUUAUUUUGGUCAUGGGCCUGUGCUAAAGCCUCAGAUUUAAGGGUGUGUGUAUAGGAUUUUGUGGGGACCUGAACAUUUCAAUGUAGGCUUUCUUUAUUUGGGAGAAAAAAAAAAUCUCAUUUCUGGUUUCUUGGUAUUAUUCAAGUUUACCAUUCUCUGUGUUAGAUUUAUGUAUUUCCAUUUCUCUCUGUGUUAUUCUCUUUGGCCUGAGUUUCCACUUUUUAUAUUUGCCCCAGUCUCUGAGAUAUAUAUUUGCUGAGAUAUUUAGUAAGAUUCAAGAGAUAUUGUUGAAUGACUAAGUGAACAUUUGAAUUCCUGAGUGGGUACAAAAACAUCUUCCUCAGACUUGGUGGAAAGCCACUGUAGAAAGAGAUGUUUCUUCCUUUAAAAAAACAAAUCCAUUGCCUUUCUAUAACUAUAUAUCACAUUUGAGUAGGAUAACAAUAUAAUUGCCAUUCUGGGACACUUUUGAGAGUUAAAGGGGGUAACUGUAAAUAAUCAUGCCAGGGGGUACUGACUGUGAAUGAAGGCAUACAAUCACAUCUACUUUUGAAGGACUUUCUUCUUUAACUGUGAUCAUAUUUAUCUCCUUACCUGAGAAAUUGGACUCACUUGUUAGUUAAUGUUUGCAAACUUUUCUAUUUGUAGAAUCUUCAUUUGUAGUAGGUUGUUGGGUGCCUUUGUCUUAGUCAUCUGUGGCUUCCCUAUCCAGAUGCUUGUGGGCAGCUUGUAGCUGCCCUUAAUUUUUCUACUUUUCAUUGUUUACAGGAUAGUGACCUUGGGCUCUCUGUUUGAUUCAGCUUCUCUUAGCUGGAAACAUUGUGUCCUUUAGCCUUGGCUCUACUUUCUUCAGUCUGUUUCUGUGUAACAUUUAGUGCCUAUCUAAGAAUUUCAUGUAGGACCUUCCUCUUGCUGCUGGUGACAGGAGAUCCAUUGAUAGAUACCCUUCCAAUCCUUCAUGCCAGGAUGAGGCCAUAGCCAUCUGCAAGUGUUAGAGGUUGAUAUGUUUUUAAAGUAUACUAAGAAUGGGUGUCAUUGGAAAGACACAUUUGGGGGGGGGGCAUUUAUAUUACCAUCUUUUAAUUCCUGUUUAUAGGAGAUGGGGGUAAAACCCUUAGUAUAAUUUUGUGGUAGAUUUCUUUAUAGGCAAUCUCUUACAGAGGAGGUUUUUUGUUGUUGUUUUAUUUUGUGAUUUCUUACCUCACUUUUUUUUUUUUUUUCUUUUUAACCAUCCUUGUCUGCCUCCUCCUCUUGGUGCCUGUCAGGCAUACUCAGUUAACACACAGCAGAGAGAGUGGUGUGAGUAAACACCAGGACUGGAGUGGAGUGUCUCACCUUGGUUUCCCUUGAGUUGCUCCCUUGGGUACUGUUUGUCUUUUAUUCUUGACUUGGCACCUGUGUAACAGGGACAAUCAGUUUCUACACUUUGAUUUUCAGUCUAAAUUUGUAAAACUCUAAAUGAAAUCUGUCUUACUUUGUGAUAAAUGUAGCCCUGAAAAGUGAAAUGAAAAUACUUAUCUAUAUUUGGCCCAACUGUAUAACCAGCAAGUACUGACUGAAACUUUUUUCCCCCAUGCCUUAUAGUUUGUGAUUUAAAAAAUAGCUUGGAAUUUCUAAGAAGUCCAUGAUUUAUGAAGGAUUCUGUAUAAUACCCUCCACUAUGUACCUUAAAGUCUUAAUGUUUUUCAAGUUAAAAAUAACCUUAGAGCAAGUAGUAAAAACUACCUCCCCCAAUGAUUUCACAAAUGAGGUAUUAAGCUUUUAGAUAAAGUACCUCCCCAAACAUUUAAGAUAGGAUUCCACUUUUAAAAUGAAUAAAUACACAUUUUUCAGAAACAUGAUUGUUAUUUUAAAAGGUUGUGUUUAUAACUGACCAGAGGCCACAGAGGCAUGAAAACAAGGAAGUGGGCUUUGGAGCCAGACCAGUAUCUGGAGUAGAACAGAAAAAUUAUUAUGCCUGUGCUCCUUUGGGACUCUUUGGAAAUUAUACAGUGACAUCUUCUGGGAUUUAGUCUGGAGUGUGCAGAUUGGUGCCUAAAAUGGAAGUAGACAUAAAUGGGGAGUCCAGAAGUACCCUGACCACCCUACCCUUGCCUGUGGCUGAGGUGAGCUCCCCAGGAAAAGCAGAGGCAGAGAAGCCUCGCUGCUCCAGCACACCCUGCUCACCCAUGAGGCGAACUGUGUCAGGCUACCAGAUCCUCCACAUGGACUCUAACUAUUUGGUUGGCUUCACAACUGGCGAGGAACUCCUGAAGUUGGCCCAGAAGUGCACUGGAGGUGAAGAGAGCAAGGGAGAAGCCUUGCCUUCCUUUCGCUCCAAACAGCUGGAUGCAGGACUUGCACGUUCCUCUCGUUUGUAUAAAACCAGAAGUAGGUACUACCAGCCAUAUGAGAUUCCAGCUGUCAAUGGCAGGAGGCGAAGGCGGAUGCCCAGCUCAGGAGACAAGUGCACUAAAUCCUUACCUUAUGAACCUUAUAAGGCCCUCCAUGGGCCCCUGCCUCUUUGUCUUCUUAAAGGUAAGAGGGCUCACUCCAAAUCUCUGGACUACCUCAAUCUAGAUAAAAUGAACAUCAAGGAGCCAGCUGACACGGAAGUGCUACAGUACCAGCUUCAACACCUAACCCUCCGCGGGGACCGAGUGUUUGCUAGGAAUAAUACAUGAAUGACUCUCACAGUUUAAGUCACUUUAGGUCAGCCUGCACUUGGCUAGAGAAAAUCCACUGUUGUACUCUGUACAUGACUCUUCACAUUAUAGAUGGUUAUAUCAGCUAAGUGUCCCUGGAAUAUAAAAAUUGUUUGGAUCAAAUUUUGAAUACAGGAAUGAAAUCACAGGUACUUGGGGGGAGGGUAUCAUGCUAGAGCACGCAACUGCAAAGAAAACAGAAUGUUGACCGUUAGUUUGUAUAGCUCUUUAGCUAGGAAACAAAAAAAAAAAAACAAACAAAAAAAGGCUUUGGGACAGUAAUUUCAUCUUUAUGAUUCUGACACUCAAAUUGGGAAUGUUAUCUGCUUGGUUGUUGCUGACUUGGUAUGAUUCAUUAGAAAUUUAUAUCUUAAGUACACAAGUACUUCUUGAAACUCUGUAUUUUACUAUAAAAUGUAUGUAAUGAUUUGUUUUAUGAAAUUUAGAACUUGAACAUUGCUGAAUUGGACCACUUUUUAUUUUUAAAUAUUGAGUUUAAAUAUUUUAUAACUGGUUUUGCACUGAAAAAAAUUAACAUUUCAGAUUAAGAGAAUAAUCUUUCUUCACUUGUCUCAAUAAUAUUAUUGAGCAAUGAAUUUUUUAUUUCCGCAUGGAAAGUUAUUGAUCUCUAUGGCUGUAAAAUAUUUCUUUAUAGCGUUAUUAAAGUGUGUCUUAAUAAAAUUAAAUUUGGGAUACAAAGUAUUUAUUUUACAAUGGGUGGGUGGGGGGGGAAGCUUUUCCAGAAAGUUUCCAGUUUGAAGUUUUCAUGAGUUGAAAAAGUUUCCUUAGUGCUUAUUUUCUAAUUUAAAAUUCACUUGGAACUUUACAAUGGAAAGGAUUCUUUUAAUUGUGGGUUAUAGGCAUAAGACUGUUUGCAUCUGAAUUUUCUGUAAGUGAAUGGGACAUUAAUAGAAGAUCUCAUGAUUUCUACUAUUGAAUGCUUAAACUAAGUAUGAACUUAAUUCAGCAUGGCAUUGGGUCAUUCCAGUUUUAGUUCUGUGCAACACAGCACUCAUUGAAAUUCCAGUUUCUAGGAUUAGUGUAGGAGACUAAAGUGCUUCUGUAAUUUUAAUGGGUUAAUCCUGGAUUACUUAACAAUUUAUGUCAAUUGCACUGGUUCAAUUUGUUGCUAAAGAAAUAAUGCCCUGGCUUUAGUAACAAAUACAGCUCAACUAUUCUUGAAUAUGUUUUGGAAAAAAUGUAUGUAACUUACCUUUUGUAAACAUUUCUCUUUCUUUUUUUUUUUCCUUUCACUCUUUUGUUCUUUCUUUUUUUUCUUUUUUGACUCUUGAAGGUGCAAUUUAUUACUAAUCUGGCAUCUCUGGCAACAUAAAACCGCAUAUUUUUGUUUUACUGUGGGGAGUGUGAGGUUUCUCGGGUGUUAGCAAUCUUGCUUAUAAAAAUAAGAACACCUUUUAAUUAAUGAGUGGGUCAUUCCUGGCACAAUUGUGAUUUUUUCCUUUAGCCAGGAAGAAUGGCAAACUUUAUUUAGAGCAAAGUAAGUAUUAGGAAACCCUAGGAACUCUUAAUCAACGUUUAUUGUACUUUUACUAAGGCAAACCAUGUGGAAGAGCCUUGGGAGGUUGACGCAUAUCUUACUGAGUUGAUCAGAUUUCUUGGUGGGCUGGAAAUUUUCAGCUAUUGUAUAUUUUAAAGUAAAUUGCACCUUUGUAACAUAUUGUAUUGAUGAAUGAUCACUAAGAUUAACUAUAUCUAUACAGUCAAUAGUUUGACAAGAAAUAGAAUCCUGUCAGAUGCCAAAGAGUUGGGAUUUUUACGUUUAAUGAUUAAACACCAUUAUUUAUUGAUGACUUACCCUGUGGAACUGUAUUAUUUCUAACUAUGAAAUAAAAGGGUGAUGUAAACACA